Syngnathus acus (greater pipefish) is the source of this 540-nucleotide messenger RNA. It is a transcript of the gene rbp7b, whose product is annotated as retinol binding protein 7b, cellular. Gene Ontology annotation, cellular component: nucleus; cytosol. Gene Ontology annotation, biological process: fatty acid transport. Lineage: Eukaryota; Metazoa; Chordata; Actinopteri; Syngnathiformes; Syngnathidae. Gene Ontology annotation, molecular function: fatty acid binding. Bases 70 to 486 code for a protein of 138 amino acids. The record is from RefSeq and is a predicted model, not a curated record. The transcript has 4 exons.
CAAUGAAACAUACUGUAGCACCGCAGAGCUGUUAAAAACCCACUGGCUUCUGAUUGUGGAGCCACAAGAAUGUCCGAGAUGGCGGUCAACUACACGGGGACUUGGGACAUGGUCAGCAAUGUCAACUUUGAGGGAUACAUGAUUGCUCUUGGCAUAGAUUUUGCAACUCGCAAAGUGGCGGCCUUGCUGAAGCCUCAGAAAGUGAUCAAGCAAGAGGGCAAUCACUUCAACAUUCGAACCCUCAGCACCUUCAGGAACUAUGAAAUUGCAUUUAAGGUCGGGGUGGAGUACAAAGAUGAGACUAAGGGAAUGGAUAACCGCAUAUGCCAGAGUGUGGUCAACUGGGAAAAUGACAAGCUGGUGUGUGUUCAGCGUGGAGAAAAAAGGAACAGAGGCUGGACUCAUUGGAUUCAGGAAAAUGAACUUCAUUUGGAACUUACCUGUGAAGAUCAAGUCUGCAAGCAAGUUUACAAAAGGGCACUCUGAGUUUUACAUCUGAAACGUAUUGCAUCCAAUUAAAAUUGCCAUCAGUUAGUUUUC